This is a messenger RNA of Pterocles gutturalis (yellow-throated sandgrouse), 7501 nucleotides long. Its product is annotated as hemicentin-2-like. Gene Ontology annotation, molecular function: cell-cell adhesion mediator activity. The record is from RefSeq and is a predicted model, not a curated record. NCBI's taxonomy places the organism in Eukaryota, Metazoa, Chordata, Aves, Pterocliformes, Pteroclidae. The transcript is spliced from 53 exons. The annotation marks the transcript as partial. Gene Ontology annotation, cellular component: axon; plasma membrane. Gene Ontology annotation, biological process: axon guidance; homophilic cell-cell adhesion; dendrite self-avoidance.
GGCGGGGGGGACUGCCCGGAGAUGAGCGUGGGAGCCAUCAGGCUGGCCGUGGAGGUCUCGCACCCCCACCCUGGGUACCGCGUGUACGAGCGCAUCGCGGCCACCAGCUCCGGGCAGAUCUUCCACCUGGACAAGCAGCAGGUGACGGAGGUGCUGAAGUGGGUGGAAGAGGCCAUCCAGGCCUCCAAAGUCCACUUACUGUCCACGGACCACAAGGAUGGUGGGGAGCACACGUGGCCCGUCCCCUUUGACACCAGCCUGAAGGAGGUCACCAUCUCCCUGAGCGGUCCCGCCCCACGGAUCGAGGUCCGGGACCCGGCAGGGAAGGUCCUGGAGAAAGGCCAAGGGCUGAAGGAGCUGCUCAGCAUCCCCAACUCAGCCAUGGUGGUGGCCAUGGAGCCGCACAAACCAGGGAUGUGGUCAGUCACGCCAGACCUGGACACCCCCCAGCCCAGGGAGCGGCUGGUGCAGGGUCUGCCCAUCUCCGUGGUGGUGAACUGCACGGGUCUGACGCCUCCUGGGCACUUGCAGGAGAUCGAGCUGUCCAACGCCUCCGGCCAUGCCCUGCUCUCGCUGCCCGCACGGCCCCUCGCCAACACCUCCUCGGGGCAGCUCUGGGUGGGCUCGCUGCUCCACGUCCCCCCAGGUGACUUUCUGCUGAAGGUGAAGGGUGAAGAUGCCCAGGGCCACCCCCUGCACCGCCUCUCAGGGGUCACCUACACCAGCGUGCUCCCCGGUCUACCCAAAGUGAACAUGUCCAGCAAGAUCCAGGCGUACAGCCGCGAGCCGCAGCUCAUCUCCUGCUCGGCGCAGAGCGAGGUCCCGUUCCGCCUGCAACUCAGCCGGGGCAGGACGAAGGGUUGGGGGAACAUCAGUUGGUCCAUCCCUGCGGUGUCCAAGAGCGACGAAGGGUUUUACGAGUGCACAGCCACCAGCAGGGUUGGGGUGACACGGGCUCGCGCUCACGUCACCGUCACAGAGCCACCGCCACGUCUCAUAGCCCCAGUCAACAUCACAGCUUCACCGGGCCAGGACGUGGUCCUGUCCUGCCUGGUGCUGAGCACCGUGCCCUACAACCUGACCUGGAGCUGGGACGGGAGGGCGGCGCAAUGGGGGAACAGCCGGACCCGGCUGCUGCAGAACCACUCGCUGGAGAUCAGCAAUGUGCAGCCGGGGGACGGGGGAAACAGCCCCCACGGCCCCUCCCCCGCCUCCCUCUGGCUCUUCAUCCAGGGGUUUUCAUGGAUGCUCAGGGACGGCCACACAGGGGCUGCCAUCCCAGAGGAGGCGGGGAAUUACACCUGCCACGCCAGCAGCGCGCUGGGCUGGGACGAAAAAUUCAUCACCCUGGAGUUCACCGAGCCUCCCGCCAUCCUGGCGCUGACGCCGAGCCUGAAGGCGCUGGUGGGAGAAGACGUGGCCCUGGAGUGCUGGGUUUCGGGGGUGCCCCCACCUCACGUUGCGUGGUACAAAGGUGAGCAGGCGGUGGCGGCGUUCCCCCCUGGCACCCAGCGCGCGGUGCUGCGGCUGCAGGCGGUGCAGGAGGAGUAUGCGGGGCUGUACGUCUGCGAGGCUCUCGGCGAGGCUGGAGUCGCCUUUGACAACACCGUGCUGGACGUGGGCUCUGCCCCCCACUUUCCCGAGCCCCUGGGGGACGUGGCGGUCGAGGUUGGGGAGAGUGUGACCCUGCUGUGCCGUGUCGAGGGCUCUGCCCCGCUGCGGAUUGACUGGUCCCGGCAGGACAGGAAGCCUGUGAUGGGUUGGCACGAGCUGCAUGGUGUUUCUGGACAGCUGGAGGCUGCUGAGCUCCGCAUUGACAGCACCUCGCUGGAUGACCAAGCCGUCUACAUCUGCGAAGCCCAGAAUGAGUUUGGGAAAAUCCAAGCGGAGGUCAAGCUGGCAGUCGCUGGACACGCAGCCCCAGAAAUAGCUCUGGCACCCCCAGUGCUCCGUGUGCUCGCGGGCCAGCCCGUGUCACUGCCCUGCGUGAUCCUGGCUGGGACACCGUUCCCAGCUCGCCGCUGGCUAAAGGAUGGGCAACCGGUAGCCCCGAGUGGCCGCUACUCCGUCCGGGCUGACGGGAGCCUGCAUGUGGAGCAGGCAUUGCAGGAGGACGCAGGGACAUUCACCUGUGAGGUGACCAAUGCCCUCGGCUCACAAUCUCUGGUUGUCCGUGUUCCUCCCAGCAUUGAGCUUGGCCCUGUCCUCAUCACCGCCACCGAGGGAGUGGCUGUCACUCUGCAGUGCAAUGCCACCGGUGUGCCCCCACCUACUGUCACCUGGGCAAAGCCCAGGAUCAGCGUGAACGGAUCGCAGGCGGCAGACCCCGUAACCGUCCUGGCUGUGCGUGGGCAGGAGACCACCCUGCCCUGCGAGGUCCAGGGCCAUCCCCCUCCCUUGGUGGUGUGGACCCAGGAGUCCCGGCCGCUGCCUCUUGCCUCUGACAGGUAGGGAGUUUGUGGGUACAGCAUCCUCCCUUCGGGGUCCCUCCGGCUGGCCAAGCCCCAGGUGACAGACACUGGCCUUUACACCUGCACAGCCACCAACGCCGUGGGGAGUGCCUCGCUCAGCUACAGCCUGCGAGUCCAAGUUCCCCCCAAGUUGCUGAUCGGUGAUGGGGAAAGCCACCUGACGGCUGUCGCCAACGACUCCCUGAGGAUCCGCUGUCGUGCCACUGGCAUCCCCGCACCCCAGAUCCAGUGGCUGAAGGACGGGCACCCGCUGGGCAAACGGGACAGUGUGGUGGUGUCCAAGGAUGGAGGGACUCUGCUGAUCACUCGUGUGGAGCUUGUCCACGAAGGGCUCUAUGUCUGCCAGGGCAGCAACCAGGCAGGGGUGGCCCAGGCAGAGGUGCAGGUUUCGGUGCAAGUGCCUCCCAACAUCGAACCCAGCGCUGUGGACCUGGCCGUCCUGGAGAACAGCACGGUGUCCCUGGAGUGCCUGGCCUCAGGGCUGCCUGCUCCUGACAUCGCGUGGUACAAGGGGCAUGAGAAGCUCUCGGCUGGGAUGCAGCGAACCCUGUCGAGGGAUGGGAAGCACCUGGAGAUCCAGCAUGCCCAGCUCUCCGAUGCUGGCAGCUACCGCUGUGUGGCCUCCAACGUGGCUGGUGUCACCGAGCGGUGGUACAGCCUGCGGGUGACUGUGCCCCCGCGGAUCACAGCUGCACCCAGCCCCAUCAGGGUGGUGACAAAUGAGUCGGUGACACUGGAGUGCAAUGCCACAGGGACCCCAGCUCCAGUGCUGCUGUGGCUGAAGGAUGGCAACCCCGUGCCCAGCACGGUGGCGGGUGGCCCCCAGAUCCUCGCCGGUGGGCGCACACUGUCCCUGCCUGCCGCCCGCCUCCAGGACUCGGGGACAUACGUGUGUGUAGCCAGCAGUGCCGUGGGGGAGGACAGGUGGGAGGCCACCCUCGAGGUGCGGUUGCCUCUCAAUGCCCUGGGCGAGGAGGAGAACGUCUCUGUCAUUGUCAACCAGCCGGUGACCCUGGAGUGCCCAGCCCUGGGGGUCCUCCCUCGGGGGUCCCGCUGGCUGAAGGAUGGGAAAUCGCUCAUACCAAAGCUGGGUGUGCAGCUGUCUGCAGAGGGGACCGUGCUCCAGAUCGGGCGAGCCACCGUGCAGGAUGCGGGCAGGUACACGUGCCAGGCGCCCGGCCACCCGGAGAAACACUACAACCUGGACGUGUGGGUGCCUCCAUCCUUCUCCUCGGCAGAGCCCGCCGCCGUGUCCGUGCUGGAGGGACAGCCCAUCAGGCUGGCCUGCGAGUGCCGCGGGGUCCCCUUCCCCACCCUGAGCUGGCAGAAGGAUGGUAGGGCUGCUGUCCCCGUCCCUGGCAGGGGGCCUGGGAGCCCGCAGCUGGUGUCCGCGGGAGGGACGGUGCUGUACAUGGAGAAGGCUCGGCUGGCGGACAAGGGGACAUACACCUGCGAGUGAAGGACCGCCGCCGGCAGCAGCAGCAAGGAGCAUCGUCUGGAGGUGCAUGCACUGCCGAGGAUCCAGGGCAGCAGCAAAGCCCCAAGGAAGGUUUCUGUCAUCAAGGGCGGAGAGACUGUUUUGGACUGUGAGACCUUGGGGACACCAUCGCCCGCAGUGACAUGGAUGAAGGAUGGGCAGCCAGUGGCCGGUGGGGACGGGCUUCUGCUUACGGAGCAGGGAAGGCGGCUGCGCAUCCCCAAGGCGGAGGUGGCCCACGUGGGACACUAUACGUGCCUGGUGACAAACGCAGCAGGGCAGGAACAGAGAGAGUUUGACGUCACGGUGUAUGUUCCUCCUGAGUUCGUUCAAGGAUCAAGCUCAACAACCAACGUCAGCGUGUCUCUGCAUGGAGCCCUGACGCUGACCUGUGAGGCCACUGGCGUUCCCCUGCCCACGGUCACCUGGUCCCGGGGUGGCUCUCCUGUCAUCCCCAGCGAGAACACACGCGUGCUUUCAGGGGGCUGGGUGCUGAGGCUCACCCGUGCACGAGCCCAGGAUGGUGGCCACUAUUCCUGCCUGGCCAGCAAUGCAGCUGGGGAGGCCAGGAGGCAUUUCCACGUGGAGGUCCUAGUUCCUCCCUACAUUGAGAAUGCAGAUGAAGAAGAGACCAUCAAAGUGCCCGAGGGUCAGCCUGUCACCUGGUCCUGCCUGGCUGCAGGCAACCCCCAGCCUCAGGUCACCUGGCUGAAGGACAGCCACCCUCUGCCUGGCAGGGACACCUUCUCCAUCUCCCCCAAUGGCUCCAUGCUCCAUGUCCCCCGAGCCGCCCUGUCCGAUGCUGGCCGCUACUCCUGCGUGGCCUCCAGCUCCAUGGGGAACCAAACCAAGCACUACCUGCUCGAUGUUUUGGCCAGUCCUACCUUUGCUGGAGACGCUCAUGAUGCUGCUGCAGAGGAAGUCACAGUGAUCGUCAACAACCCCAUCUCCCUGAUCUGUGAGGCUCUGGCAUACUCGUCUCCCAACGUCACCUGGCUCAAGGAUGAGGUUCCCCUCAAAGCAUCUGGAAAUGUCCACCUGCUCCCUGGUGGCCAUGGGCUGCAGAUCCUGAAUGCCCAGGAAGAGGACGCGGGCACAUACAGCUGCAUCGUGGCUAAUGAAGCUGGGGAGGCCAUGAAGAAUUACGCCGUGAAGGUCUUGGUUCCUCCGUGGAUUGCCAGAGACGACCCCUUGGGGGAAUUUGCCAUGAAAGAGGUGAAAACCAGGGUCAACAGCACCGUGACACUGGAGUGCGAGACCUGGGCUGUGCCCGAGCCAACCAUCCAGUGGUACAAGGACAAGCAGCCCCUGGAAAGCUCUGGCCACCUCCAGAUCCUCAGCGAGGGGCAGGUCCUUCAGAUCCAACCAGCCGGUGUCUCUGAUUCGGGACACUACACCUGCGUGGCCAGCAAUGCUGUGGGCGAGGACGACAGGGACUUCAUCGUGCAUGUCCAAGUGCCACCCCUCUUCCAGCAGCAAACAAGCCCUAAUGAAGUCCUCGAGCUCUUCUACCAGGAGGAAGAUUGGGAUGGGGAGGUGACGGAGCACCGGCAGGCUGUCCUCGGCCAGUCCACUGCGCUCUACUGUGACACCAACGCCAUCCCACCACCCCGGCUCACCUGGUACAAGGAUGGGGAGCCCCUCUCCCCUGGCCCGGGGGUGCUGAUGCUGCUAGGGGGCCGGGUGCUGCAGCUGCCCGUGGUCCGGGAGCAGGAUGCGGGCAGGUACACCUGUGAGGCGGCCAACGCAGCGGGACAGGACCGGCUGCACUAUGAGCUGGAGGUGCUGGCUGCCCCAGCCAUCCACGGUGACACAGAAGACCUGGACGAGGAGGUGACGGCCACUGUCAAUGACACUGUUAGCUUCAAAUGUGAAGCCACUGGGCACCCAGUGCCCGUGGUGUCCUGGUUCUGGAAUGAUGUCCCCGUUGCGCUCAGCCCACGGCAUCAGCUCCUGGAAGAUGGCACCAUCCUGCAGGUGGCCGCGGUGGAGGCAGGUGACACUGGCAGCUACACAUGCGUGGCCGAGAACAUGGCCGGGUCAGCUGAGAAGCAUUUUUCCCUCGCCGUGCAGGAAGCUCCCCAGAUCUUGGGUGCAGACCCUGAAAAUAUCGACGGCAUCAUCAAUGGCAGCGUCUCGCUGGUGUGCGACGUCCGAUCCCACCCUGCGGCGGAGAUCGCCUGGUACAAGGAUGGGCACGUCCUGCAGCUUGGCGAGGAGGUGACUGUCACCCCAGGCGCACGGGUGCUGCAGCUCCCUCGCCUGCAGCUUUCCAGCUCAGGCACGUACACGUGCGUGGCGCUGAAUGCAGCCGGCCAGGACGAGAAGAGCUUCAUCCUCACCGUGCACGCCCUCGUCCUGAGCUGCCCCAUCCCUGACGUGCCCGUGCCCUCCAUCACCUGGCUGAAGGAUGGGAUCCCUCUGGAGAACAGCCCGGAGCAGGGCCUGGUGUCCGUGGGGGGCCAGCUCCAGCUCAGCCCCCUGCAGCCCUCCCACCGGGGCCGGUACAGCUGCCUGGCGCGGGGCGCGGGCAUCACAGCGCGCAAGGACUUCGUGGUGCUGGUGCGAGUGGCACCCCGGAUCACCAACGCAGGGUACCCCAGUGAGCACAGCGUGCUGGAGGGCAAAGGGGUGAGGCUGGAGUGCCGGGCGGAGGGGCAGCCCACCCCCCACAUCUCCUGGCUGAAGGAUGGGCAGCCCCUGGGGGUGCAGCCCCCUUCACACUCCCGGAUGUUCUGGGAUGGCAGCUCCCUGCUCCUCGAGGGGCUCCGAGCUGCCGAUGCGGGGGCAUACACGUGUCUGGCCCGAAACAACGCGGGUGAAGAUGCACGGCUGCACACGCUGAGCGUGCUGGUGCCCCCCACUAUUGAGAGAGGCACCGAUGACUCGGAGGUGGUCCGUGGUGUCCUGUCUGCGGCGGUGACGCUGGAGUGCCAGGCGCGGGGGAUCUCCCCGGCACAGGUCUCCGAUGCUGGGCUCUACACCUGCAUUGUCUCCAGCCGGGCAGGGGUGGCCGAUCGCAGCUUCGUCCUGCAGAUACGGGUGCCCCCCGUCCUGGAGAGCCCUGAGAGCAGCGAGGAGCAGAUGGUGACCAAGGGCUCCAAUGUCACCUUCGCCUGUGAAGCCACUGGGUCCCCUGCACCGAUGGUGACCUGGUGGAAGGACGGGGAGCCCCUGGGGCAGCAGAGUGACCGGGCGCCUGGUAGCCCAUGGCUGAGCCUGGUGGCCGUGGGACCAGCCGACGCGGGGGUGUACUCCUGCCUGGCAUCGAACGAGGUGGGGGAGGCCAGCAAAGCCUUCCACCUCCUGGUGACGGAGCCUCCCCGCGUCGAGGCUGCGUCCCACCCCACUGAGAUGUCCAUCGCUGUGGGCACCCCGCUGGAGCUGACGUGUGUGGUGACGGGUGUCCCCGUGCCCACUGUCACCUGGGAGAAGGAUGGACAGCUGCUGGCGGGACCCUGGCUCCCGCUGGGGAAUGAGAGCACCCUCCACAUCGAGAGCACCAAGGUGGCUGACGGUGGCUUGUACACCUGCCUGGCUGCCAGCCCUGCUG